Molecule: messenger RNA, 249 nt
Organism: Pelobates cultripes (western spadefoot toad)
Lineage: Eukaryota; Metazoa; Chordata; Amphibia; Anura; Pelobatidae
Source: the annotation of a GenBank genome assembly
AUGGCCGACUACCUCCCUGACUCAGCACAAAAGUCGCUUUCAGUAUCGCAAGUUGAGGAUUUUGGUGUGGAGGAGGCACAGACUCGCCUGUGUAAGGACCAAGUACCUCCUCAAAAGCUGCAAGGACCCCCACUUGCCACUAAAUCUGACAUCACCAAUAUGGUGUCGGAUCUUAAGGCCUUCUUCACCUCGGAACUGGCCGUGUUGAAGGAAGAGCUGAACACUCACAGGUCGGAUACAAGCCGCUGA